CUUUAGGGAAAUUGCGGGUAGGCGUAAAAAUGGCGACUUCCCUUUUUCGCUGAAAUUUCAUCGAAUAUUUUACCUGAAAGCUGCUCAAUGGUUCAUCAAAUCAAAAUAACAAUUGAACUGGUGGAAAGUAUAGGAUCUAUGCCAUGUUUCGUAGGAGCCAUGACGGCAGGCGUUGUUUGGUUCUCGAGAAGUUCACUUGUAAACAUACUCCGGUACUAAUUUGAGCGUUUGAUAUAGCAUAGGCACUGAAGUGCAGAAUUGAUUUUGAAUGCAGAGUGAAGUGUACAGGUAUUGCACCUUGGAGUUGUAAUUCGGCUGACGUCUUGAGUGUUGCGUACUUCUUUUGUUCUUCAACACAUCAUGGCAUCCUCACUGAAGAGAUCAUUCAAGGAUAGGGCCAAGGAAAAGCUGGGAUUCGGCUCAAAAACUAAGGCCCAGUCUGUGGACACGGCUGGCCUUGGGAUAAUGAACCCACUCUCUUGGGAUAACCUGUCAUCAGAUAUAAAGGAGAAGCUGCGUGGUGAAUCUAUCUCAGCCAAACCAGACUCACUCCCGGUAACCGACCUCAGUCCCAGGUCGUCCCGGAUGGAACUCAAGCGCAGCGACUCACAAGAUUCGAACGAUGGCUUGGCAGGGAAUAACACUGAGAAUAACAAGAAAGCUCGAGUCAUCAUUAAACCCAAGGGAACCAUGGAUUAUAGGGUCAAGAACAGCGACACUCUGCCGAAGAUAGCAGCCCAGUUUGACACGACUCCGUCAGAACUCUGCAACCUCAACAGAUUAUCAACACGCUUCAUUUUCCCAGGACAGACACUGUUUGUGCCAGACUUGGACUAUUACUCGAGCGCCAGUGAUGACGCACCAGCAAGUCCGCUCGCCUCUUCUCCUCCUAAGCACAAACCUCCUGACAUUCCGUGCAUAAUGCAGGUUGGUAGCCCGGUGAAGAGUCCCCCAAGAGGUCCUGGCCUGGCUGAGCGAGUCUCGUCACCGAUCAAGGUUCAGGACAUGAGCCCACCACAACCGCUCUCCGAGGAGGAGGCACAGAAGCUCGACCGCGAAUGUUAUGAACGGUUUAUCAAGCUCAAUGUGAAACACAUUACGGAUGGCCAGGUGCCAUUGAGAUAUUCGCAGGUCCAAUACGGCUCGAUUGACCAAGUUCUCGAGAAGGGUGUGGUCAGCGGCGUUCUUCUCGUGACACCUAACGCAAUCAUGUUUGACCCGAACGUCUCGGACCCGCUGGUGAUCGAGCACGGUGCUGAUGCCUAUGGGAUGAUAGCGACCAUGGACACCGUCAUCAGUGUGGCAAUGUAUCAUGACAUUGCUGCCAUGAAACUCAAAGGAGGAAAUAAGGAUGUGGCCGAGCACGCCCAGCUACACAAACCAGAAGUUUAUCAUUCCAAGACAUGCCCACUGGCACAACACAGCAGGAAACGCCAGGAGAGUCAGACAAAUGACGCUAAACCAAGUGAGAACGUGACAUCUGAGAAUAACAAUAAAAAAGCCAGUGUUGAUUCAGAAGUGUUGGAGGAUUCGGACGGUAAACGUGUUCAGACUAGUCAUGAUGCGUCAUCUGUGCUUCAGGCAGAAAGAGGCUCAACAACGGACCAAUCAGGUUUUUCUUGCCAAAUAGACAAAGUGGGCGCGGUUGCUGACCCUGCUCAAGGUGGCGUUGCUAGUGCAAUAAUGGAUGACCCGUCUGAGAGGCGGGACGGUGCUAUGAAACUAUUGGAUCCGGACGAAGGCAAGUUGGCACAUGUUCGAUUCCGUGACACAACAGAGGAUAUUAACGCGUGUUUGGAGCCUACUGGGGACGAGGUAAAGGUUGGGAGUGUGGAGAGUGGGAUCGCCGAGAUGGAAGAAGAGGACAAGGAUAAGUCUGAGUCAUCCCCACCACCGCUGACCCCACAUAUGCAGAUUGGUAAUAUCAUGUAUUUCCAGUACGGAUCGGUGGACGCUGAGGGUGGUGAGGGGGCUGAAGGGGCCAGUGAAGGUGGUGCUGGGGCCCUUGAAGGGGGUGCUGGGGCUAGUGAAGGGAGAGUCAACACUCAAGAGAAGAUGAUUCCGAUCAAACCAUUCCCACAGGAAGCAGAUGAGACAGCAGCAGACGCAUCUGAGACGUCUGCUCGCACUGACGACACGGAACAAGCCGACGAAGUCACCAAACUCAAACGGUCCGACCCGAUUCCCGCACCACUGAAAAAACCCACGGGAAAUUUAGGCAAGGGUUCGUUCAGCCCGCUGAAUUUCUCUCCAAACUUUAGCAGCUUUGUUGACUUCUCAAGUGGAUUGUUCUCAACGAGUAAGGAUGAUCGAGCACGCGUGAAGGACAUUGCAGAGUCGUCGAUGGUUGCUCCAUCACCCGAGAUGACAUCGUCAAUGGAGGGGAGUCUCGAACACACUCAGGUUACGCAAACAGAAGAUGGCACGGAGCUGGUCACUCUCAGGAGGAGCAGUAUGCCUGGUUUUCUCUUCGUCGAUAUGAGCGAUCGUGCUCCUGGUCGUAUUGUCAUUGAAUGGAAUCGUAACAGCACCUGGUACACCAAGCCUUUUCAGAUCAUUUCCGACACCGUUAGUAACUCAAUGACGACCAGCAAACCAGACGAGCUCUCAGCCGCGGGCAAGGGGGAGAAAGCGGUCAUUGAACUGGAGGUGGAGAGUGCUGUCAGGUUGGAGGACAAGCCUGAAUUGUUCCAGUCAAUUGAUGUUAAUUCUUGUACUUGUUUGUAUUCUCGUGAUUCAAAACUCAUUCCGCGCCCAGCCAAGCAGUUUGAGGACCCGCCACUCUACCUGUGUCUGAAGGUGGGCAUCCCCUUGAAAGGGCGACAGUCGGGCACAUGCCCGAUCGAGGCCUACAGCCGUAAGAGGAAGAAGCCUGAAUAUUGGUUCUCCAUUCCAAGAGAAAAGGUCGACCAUCUUUAUGCCUUCUUCAUCCAAUGGUCGCCAAAUCUCUACGGAGGAGACGAAAUCGACCCGAAGGAGCGAGGAUUCGUGAUUAUCGAGGAUGAUGAUGAGGUCGAGGAGGAUAUGCAUGUCGAUUUCGUGAAGGGACGGAUUACGCGGAGUAUGUCCAAGGACUGGGAGAUCGUGCAUGUUGAUGAGGCGCGACGCCGGCUCUCAAUCCUGGAGGUGGAGGACUCACUCCCACUGCCAGAGCUCGUGGGGAACACGGUCAUCUUGUCCGAGGAACAUGUCAUCGCGAUUACGAAGCACCUGCCGGCACGAGCGGAGGGCUACCCCUGGACGCUGAUAUACAGCUCGGAUCAGAAUGGCUUCAGUUUAAAGACGCUUUACCGGGCGAUGUAUGACUAUGAGACGCCAGUCUUACUCGUCAUCAAGGAUACAUGCAAUAGCGUGUUCGGAGCCCUGACGUCGUGUGCUCUCAAGUGGAGUGAUCAUUUCUACGGCACGGGCGAGACCUUCCUCUACACAUUCUACCCAGAGUUCAAGGUGUUUAAUUGGUCCGGGGAGAACAACUUCUUCAUCAAAGGAAACAAGGAGAGUUUGGCCAUCGGCGCUGGACAAGGUUCGUUCGGCAUCUGGCUCGACGGCGACCUAUACCAUGGCCGCACGCAGCGAUGUGAUACUUUCAAUAACGAACCACUAUCUGUGCAGGAGGACUUCAUCGUGAAGGGGUUUGAGGCUUGGGGAUUCGUAUGAAGCCUCGAUUGCCUCGAUAUUAGGCACUGGACGAUUUGUAAAGACUGGUUGGACAAGAUGGCGUCUGUUUGUAUCGAUGAACGGCCGAUUCAUUGUGUAAGAAGGCUGUCAAAAAACACUUUCAGUCCAUUUUGUUGCUGUGAAGAAAAUGACACUGUGUCUAGGGAAGGAGUCCCUGCUUGUAAUCAGAUUUGUAUUUUCUGGUCAGAUUCAGAGAAUUGAUGGCUUUCCAGAUGAGCACCUCUUGUGGUGAGACGGCCACACCCCUGAUCGGAAGGUGACAAAACUUUUCAUAUAGGAGAGGAGGCUCCUGCCUCGUGUCAUGCAGCGUUUUGUGAUGAAUGUUUGAUCGCUACAUGUCAGUGUUUAGUGCCAUCGUGAUCCACGAGAUCCACUGGCAUUACGGCCCGUUACUUAAUGGAAGGCCCCACGAUUCACAGUAUGUGCUGCUACAUCCUGUAGUGACAACCAUGCGAAAAGAAACCAGCGACAAGAUAUUGAUUGUUUCUGGGUACAGAACUUUGUUUCAAUAUAAUAAGAUGUGGCACACGUUCAUACACACAAUACAGUCAACGUAACACGUGAUGGUCAGAUAUCAAUUCUAAAAUGUCGGCGAACAGUUCAAAUAACUUGUGAUGUCAUUUUUCAGACAACGUGUCCAUAUUUUCAGUGGCCAUAUUAGUUGUCCGUUGUUACUAUGGUGAUCGGUUUGGUGUAACAUAAGACUGGGUAUAUGUAAAAAGAGAACUUAGUGGAUGUAAACAUUGCAUGUAAAUAUUGUUGAAUUGCGACUUUAUACAACUGUCAUGUCAACAGAAACCAACAGAGAGAAGUAAAUCCUUGAGUGAAUCUGAUUGGUUGGCAGCUGCUCCUGUUCUUCAGUAUCUGUGCCUUGUUUAUUUGGGUCUUCAUUUGUGAAAACUCAGUAGAUCAUGGCGAAUCAGUUUUCUCAACACUAUUUUCCCGCCCUUGACCUUUGAUCUGAGCUAAGUAUUGAAAAACUGAUUCACUUGGGUGACUUUGUAUCCAACCAUGGCAGAUAUGACCUGGAAUGAUGUACUUUAUAUGCAAACCUUCAUGUUGUGGGCAGUAUCUGUGGAUCAUAUGUAACUAUUAAGAAGCUUGCACCUACGCUGCCACAGACAGUGCACUCAGCUAAUAUGCAUGGGGACCAGGUGCACUCUGUCCCGCUAAUAUGCAUGGGGACCAGGUGCUUUUCUCCUCUUAGCAGGACCUUGGGAUUGACAGUGUGCAUUCUGACAGUGUGCAUAGUCCCAGUUUGGUUUAGCCAUAUUCUAGCUGAUGUUUUCACUUAAAGGGGACCAGGGCUAAACGUUUCCAAAGCAGCUGUUUGUUUUCAGUAGACACUCAACUUGUAAAUAAAAAGAAUGUUGUGUGUAGUUGAGACCUGCCUGUUCACUCUGUGUUGUGGAUAAUAGAAGAUCAGUCUAGGUCUGGUAUCAGUUUGGGAGGUAGAUUGGUAAAUCUAGAAGUAUGGUCAGUCUUGCCUGACUAUGAGAUGCCCCGAAAUGUCAAGUCUGUUUUACAGAUGAGACUGGAAAGCACUGAUUUGUUGUUAUGCAAAUGGGCGUCUCUCGACCAAUCACAAAUCAGAUGUCCAAUCCCAUAAUAGUCGGGCAGUACCAAUAAUCUGAUUAGCCCUCUGGUGGAGCGAUUUGGAACCAAUCUACCUGGCAGGCUGAGACCAGCAAAUGAGUAACUGCAGUCUCUUAGUUAGACAUAUAUUCCAAUUUGUAAAUGAACAAAACCGUUUUUAUGUAGAACUGAAGGUAUACUCUGAGACUACAUAGUGUAGACUAGUCCCUCCCAGAUGGAUGUGUGCUCAAUAUACUGUACAUUACAUGGACAUAGUUAAUUGAUUUGGUACAUUUAGUGAAGUUGGCUUCACAGGCCUUGGUGAAUAUCUCUUGUACAUUUUGAAUGGUUUUAUGUACAUUUGUGUGCUGUGUUUAUGUCAGAAUAGGGUGACAUAGAGUAAAAUCAGAUGGACCAUUCCUAUUUCAAGGGAUAACAGGUUUUUGUUGGACUGUUUUUUGGACGGUUCAUUCCUAUUUCAGGGGAUGACUGGUGUUUGACGGACUGUUCCAAUCCUUUUUCAGGGGAUGACAGGCGUUUGUAAAUGGUUGUAGGUUGGUGUUUCAGAGACUAGCCUUGCAAUUUUUGGAUGUUUUCGUAGUUUUAUGAACUAUGUGGUACAAUGUAGACUCAGAAUCAGGGAUUUUUUCGUCUUGGGAUUCGACUGUCUAAUCUCGAAGUUAUCAUUCUGUGUGAUGAAUAUGGAAUCCAGAUUUUUAUGCAGUUUUUACGUCAUGAAAAGUGACGGAUUGUAAAGUUGUGUCACUGGUCGUAGUAUUGUGUUAGUAUAGCACAGAGUGGUGGUAGGUUAAUACUUGUUACCAUGGUUACUCUGCUUGUACUCUUACUCAAGAUGUCAUCUCCAAUGACGACAGUAUUUAGUACAAGGUAAACAUUCCUUGUCAAAGGCAACUAGUCAUUCAUACCCAGAUCAAUGGCUCGACAGAGCGGUACAUCUGCUGAAAGUCCACCAUCGCCUCACCUCGUGUUGGGAUACUUGCCAAUAUGCCCCCUUUAAAUGCAAAUUGAGUUGAGAAAUAGAAACGCAUUUCGAAGAUGAAAAAUUAGAAAAUAAUUUUUGGAAAUCUGUUUCUACUGAUCUGUUUACACAGGUGAAAAAUACUUGAAAACAGAUGUACAUAUCAAGGGGUCAACUUUCUGUGCCAAGAUUUUGUUAUUUUUCUGUGCCAUGAACUGAGUUAUUUUCAGAGUUAUAGUGGGUGAGGUUGUAAGGUCGACAUGUGGUACUUAUAGCUUUGCUUUUGCUUCUUGGUUUAUUAUAUUCGUAGGAGGCGUGAGGAUCACAUGAGAACAAUAUACUCAAUAAUCUCAAGAAGUUGAUGGUCAUAUUGUGCAAAUAACAGCCUGACUAUACAGGGUGGCCCAAAACAAUAGACAAACAUACCUUGGAUGAGCCACCCUAAAGAGUUUCUAUGGGCCCCCCCCCCCCUGUCUUAAAUUACUGGCCACCCUUCCUUGUGUUGCACACUGGCAAAACUUCUAGAAUAUCAAGGCAACCACCCUACCUUGAGAAAUCUUGUGGAGAACGAUGCUUUCUGAUAAAACCAUGAUUAUGCAUGAUAAAACCUGGCCGCAUGAAUCAGUGUGUUGACCAGUUACAGGUCACAGGAAGUAGACAAUAGACUUGCUUGUUGCUGGUGAAUUGAGAAGCAUGAGCGCUUUUCAACCUUCUAAAAUCUGUUCGACAAAGGAUUUUGGCAAGUCAGUUGUCUAUUCCGGUGUACUUUCUAAUUUGAACCACACUGAUAGUGUGGGGAAGUUCAUCCCCCAAAAACAAGUUCCUGGCCGGUUGUUGAUGAAAAAACCAGUCGUGUGAUGUGAAAUAAGGUAUGCAUUUAAAAAGAUGGUGUUGUGUGUUCGUUGUGAGACCUGGCAUGAACCAGGUUAUUAGGAUCAUUGUAUAAACAUGUUUAAAUAAAUAACAAUCUUUACGUA
This is a messenger RNA of Lineus longissimus, 7209 nucleotides long. Its product is annotated as oxidation resistance protein 1-like. Bases 361 to 3657 code for a protein of 1098 amino acids. The record is from RefSeq and is a predicted model, not a curated record. Gene Ontology annotation, cellular component: nucleus. The transcript is spliced from 22 exons. NCBI's taxonomy places the organism in Eukaryota, Metazoa, Nemertea, Pilidiophora, Heteronemertea, Lineidae. Gene Ontology annotation, biological process: response to oxidative stress.